CGUCCUUUCCGUGGAUCUCGCUGAGACCCUGCUUGUGCAUGGUAUCGGGGGGAUUGAUGUGGGUUCUCAGCCAGAGUGGAGUGUUGUUGGUGGUCUCCCUUGAGUAGGCAGUGCAGAUAUCUAUCGACGGUGGACAUAUAUCUUGCAUAUAAAAGUGCCGACUUUCCCUUCCUCGUGGUUUUAUGGCACAGACAAGACACACCCAAAGUCAAGAAAAUGGGAAAGAUUAUUGAUCUGAAAGUCACCACAACAUCCAUUGGGUCGACGCCAACCAUUGUGGUGCAAGAUGACGAGCAAUUACCAAGUCCGCAAGAGACGCUUCGGCUCGAAAGUCAACAGGACCCAGCUCCUCCAUACCAUAUCUUCACUCGGUCAAAGAAGCUCCAGAUGGUGUGUAUUGUCUCCAUGUCGGCUAUCUUCUCUCCACUGUCGUCAAACAUCUACUUCCCUGCGUUGGGAGAUAUCUCAAGGGAAAUGAACAUCUCUAUGUCCCUGGCAACUCUUACAAUUACCAUUUACAUGGUCUUCCAAGGCAUCGCCCCUCUCUUCUGGGGCUCUUUCUCAGAUGUCACUGGCAGACGCCCAAUCUUCAUAGGGACCUUUAUUGUGUACCUUUUAGCCAAUAUUGCCCUGGGAGUGUCGGACAACUACGCUGAGCUCAUGGUUUUUCGAGCAAUGCAGGCAGCAGGCAGUGCUGCCACGAUCUCGAUCGGGGCCGGGGUGAUAGGAGACAUCACAACUUCUGCCGAGAGAGGAAGCUUAGUUGGAAUCUUUGGUGGAGUACGCAUGUUGGGACAGGGAAUUGGCCCAGUGUUUGGCGGUGUCUUGACCCAAUACUGGGGCUUUCGUUCGAUUUUCUGGUUCCUCACUAUCUUUGCUACCUUGAGUCUUCUUUCUAUCCUCGUCUUCCUUCCAGAGACUCUGCGAUCCAUCGCUGGCGAUGGACGUACUCGGCUGACCGGCAUUCACAAACCUAUCAUCUACAUGAUCAAGGGCCAACCGCAAGUUUCAGUCGAAAAUAAUCUUGACCAAGACAAUAGCAAGAUUACCAUCCAUACCUUGUUGGCUCCUCUGAAAUUUCUUACCGAGAAGGAUGUCUUCAUCACCUUAUUUUUCGGCAGUAUCGUCUACACCGUGUGGAGCAUGGUGACUUCCAGCACCACGGAUCUGUUUCAAAAGUCAUACCACCUCAACUCACUGGAGGUUGGUCUGACAUAUCUUGGUAACGGCUUCGGGUGCAUGGCCGGAUCAUACUCUAUAGGGUAUUUGAUGGACUACAAUCACCGAAAGACCGAGCGUGAAUACUGCCAGCAGAAUGGCUACCCUGCAGACACUCGCAUUACUGCCAAGACCCAUAAGGACUUCCCGAUUGAGCGAGCUCGCAUGCGAAACACGUGGUGGAUCACCGCACUUUUCCUUGUCUGUACGGUAGUCUUUGGGUUCUCGCUUGAGACUCAUCUCGCUGUGCCGAUUAUCCUGCAGUUUUUCAUUGCCUACUGCGCAACCGCGAUCUUCACCAUCAAUAGUGCCCUGGUCAUUGACCUGUACCCUGGCGCCAGCGCCAGCGCCACGGCCUGCAACAACCUGAUGAGAUGUUCUGUUGGCGCCGCCGGUGUUGCCCUUGUGCAGCCCAUGAUUGACGCUCUGACUGCGCGAUGGACUUUUAUGUUACUCAGUGGUAUCACCCUGCUCUGUGUGCCCCUGCUGUGGGUUGAAACGAGAUACGGACCUUCCUGGCGAUUAGCACGAGCGGAACGGCAUUCAGCGAAGCAAUGAAAACGAGUCUUGGGGGGGUUUCUACCGUACAUACAUAUUUUUUUGGGGUGUACAAAAGUAUUCUUCAAGUGUCGAUAUUUCUGGCUUAUAUAGAUUUUAGCGGUGAGCUCAUAGAGUCCAAGAUUGGGGGUUUAUCUACAAUUGAAUAUAUUGUCAAAGUAUCUUGC
Penicilliopsis zonata CBS 506.65 is the source of this 1943-nucleotide messenger RNA. RefSeq lists its product as hypothetical. The record is from RefSeq and is a predicted model, not a curated record. The transcript has 5 exons. Gene Ontology annotation, biological process: transmembrane transport. Gene Ontology annotation, molecular function: transmembrane transporter activity. Bases 217 to 1776 code for a protein of 519 amino acids. Lineage: Eukaryota; Fungi; Ascomycota; Eurotiomycetes; Eurotiales; Aspergillaceae.